This is a messenger RNA of Lathyrus oleraceus (garden pea), 1544 nucleotides long. RefSeq names its product probable inactive purple acid phosphatase 29. The record is from RefSeq and is a predicted model, not a curated record. Lineage: Eukaryota; Viridiplantae; Streptophyta; Magnoliopsida; Fabales; Fabaceae. The coding region runs from base 183 to 1331 and encodes 382 amino acids. The transcript has 4 exons. Gene Ontology annotation, cellular component: cytoplasm. Gene Ontology annotation, molecular function: hydrolase activity, acting on ester bonds.
UUUAUGUUUUGUCUUCUUUUUAUCCUCAAUAAAGACAAUCACUUUAUUCAUCAUCCUUAUAUACAUUUAAUAAUAUAGCCCACAAACCCCAAUUCAACAAGUUUAGAUUUUUCAUUGGUGUUAGUCACUGAAAUUCCAUAACAGUGAUAAUAUUGAGUUAAAGAUUUGAUUUUGACACCAAGAUGAAACUGGGUAUGAAUUUCAUGAUUUUUCUAGUGUUGGUGUCAUGUUUUUGGUUAGUUCCUACCUUUGCAGCAAAACAACAGAAGCUGAGAUUUGAUGAAAAUGGAGAAUUCAAGAUAUUGCAAGUGGCAGAUAUGCACUAUGCUAAUGGAGAGAAAACACUUUGCUUAGAUGUUCUUCCUUCUCAAAAUGCUUCCUGUAGUGAUCUUAACACCACUGCUUUCAUUCAUAGGAUGAUCCUUGCUGAGAAACCUAAUCUUAUUGUCUUCACUGGAGAUAAUAUCUUUGGGUUUGAUUCGGCGAACUCGGCGAAAUCAAUGGAUGCUGCAUUUGCUCCUGCAAUUGCAUCAAACAUUCCUUGGGUGGCUGUUUUAGGAAACCAUGACCAAGAAGGAACACUCUCUAGGGAAGGUGUGAUGAAAUAUAUUGUUGGGAUGAACAACACUUUAUCUAGAGUCAAGCCUCGAAAAGUGCGUAGCAUCGAUGGUUUUGGAAACUAUAACUUGGAGGUUGGUGGUGUUCGAGAUAGUGAUUUCGAAAAGAAAUCGGUUCUCAAUCUUUACUUUCUUGAUAGUGGAGAUUAUUCCAAAGUUGCUAAGAUCUCUGGUUAUGAUUGGAUCAAACCUUCGCAGCAAGUUUGGUUUGAGAAAACGUCUGCGAAGCUUCGGAAAAAAUACAUAAAAGGACAUGUGCCUCAGAAAGAAGCUGCUCCUGGUCUUGCAUACUUUCACAUCCCCUUGCCGGAAUACGCAAGUUUUGACUCAUCAAACAUGACAGGCGUGAAAAUGGAAACAGAUGGCGGCGAUGGCAUUAGUUCUGCUUCGGUGAACUCUGGUUUCUUCACAACCUUGGUUGCAGCAGGAGAUGUGAAGGCUGUUUUCGUUGGCCAUGAUCACAUCAAUGACUUCUGCGGCAAGCUAAUGGAUAUACAACUUUGUUAUGCCGGAGGGUUUGGAUACCAUGCUUAUGGACAAGCCGGAUGGUCUAGGAGAGCAAGAGUGGUGGUAGCUAGCUUGGAAAAGACAGGUAAGGGAAGUUGGGGAGAUGUCGAAUCGAUUAAAACAUGGAAACGCCUCGAUGAUGAGCAUCUCACUAGAAUCGAUAGUGAAGUCCUAUGGAGCAAAAGCUCUCGUGGAAGCAGUGGCUAAAAACAUAGAAAUUGAGGAUUUGAAAGUGAUGCAAAUAAGUGUUGCUAUAGAAAUUAGUAUUCAUUGAAAUUGGAAACUCUGAUACACAUAGCAUGUAAUACCAAUGCUGCAAUAGAAGGCUAAAGAUUACAGAAGAAAGAAUGAAGUUCAUUAAUGAUGUGUGAUUGUAUGCAUUAUACCUAAGAAACUUAAUAUAUUUGAAGGUUUUAUGUA